Populus nigra (black poplar) is the source of this 2155-nucleotide messenger RNA. Its product is annotated as probable aminotransferase TAT2. Lineage: Eukaryota; Viridiplantae; Streptophyta; Magnoliopsida; Malpighiales; Salicaceae. The coding region runs from base 729 to 1988 and encodes 419 amino acids. Gene Ontology annotation, molecular function: transaminase activity; pyridoxal phosphate binding. The record is from RefSeq and is a predicted model, not a curated record. Gene Ontology annotation, biological process: biosynthetic process; amino acid metabolic process. The transcript is spliced from 7 exons.
AAGUUAGGUUUUUUUAUUAUAAAUACACAUUUUCUUUUUUAGUUCAAGUCAUUAAUUGUAGUUUUUGUAAAUAUUUUUCUUAAAUGCUUUUACUUUUAAUUGAAUGAACUAUACUAUUAAUAAAAAAACCAUUUUGUUGUCAAAACAACAAGAAAUUACAUGAAUUAAAAAAUAUAAUUUUAAUGAAAAUAAUGAAAUUUUCAAUAAUUUUAUUUAUUAUCUUUUCUGCAAAUAUCUAUUUUAUUAUUAUAUAAUUAAAUAAAAAAUAUAUUUCAAAAAGCUUUCCGCAGCAGCAGGGCAACUCGGCUAGUUACAAAUGAGGCAAGCGACUUCAUGGGCAACUAUUUUAAGUUCUUCGAAUCAAGACCACCGAAUUUAUUUUUUUAUCAAACUAUUCACCAUUAAUUUAUAAUAUGAAUACCUAUCUCCCAUAAUUUUGUUUUUGAAAAUUAACGUAUAUUUACCAUCCUUCAUUUGCCUCUGUAUUCUAUCAUCCUUGGCCAAAGGUCACACAUGCAUGUAUGCCUUUUCACUUUCACCAAGAAUUUCUGGUAAAAGUAUGUCCAAAAGAAGUUAUGAUAGUAAGAACACGAGGCCAAAAUGUCAGCAGAACUAUAAUUGUCCCCAUCUGAGCAUACGUUACCAAGCACACCCAGUGCCUAACGUAUGCUAUUUCAAGUGCUUCUUUCUCUUGCAACUUCACUCAAGAAAAACAAGAAUACCCAGAAAUGGAGAGCAAAUUAAGGAAAUUGGGUUUCGAAGGGAUCGGUAACCUCAAAACACCACCACCAAGUUACAGCAUUAUGAGUGUUGUCAAAUUUCUGAAAGAAAACAUCAAUGAAGAUGAUCACAGGCUUGCCAUUUCACUUGGCGUGGGUGACCCCUCUGGUUUCAAGUGCUUCAGGACUACUAAUAUAGCUGAGGAUGCCAUAGUUGGAGCUGUCCGUUCUGCUAAAUUCAAUUCUUAUGCUCCUACUGGUGGUAUUUUAUCUGCAAGAAGGGCUAUUGCAGAAUACCUCUCCAAUGAUCUUCCUUACCAGUUAUCACCGGAAGAUGUCUAUGUCACCCUUGGUUGCAAACAUGCCAUGGAAAUGAUAGUGAAAGUCCUUGCUAGACCAGAAGCCAAUAUUCUGCUUCCAAGACCUGGUUUUAGAAUUUAUGAAACUUAUGCAAAUUCUCAUCACCUAGAGUUAAGGCAUUUUGAUCUUCUUCCCCGGAAAGGCUGGGAGGUUGAUCUAGAUGCUGUUGAAGCUAUUGCAGAUGAGAACACCAUUGCCAUGGUUAUAAUAAAUCCUGGAAAUCCUUGUGGAAGUGUUUAUUCAUAUGAACAUUUGAGCAAGAUUGCGGAGACUGCAAGAAAGCUUGGGAUUCUUGUUGUUGCUGAUGAAGUAUAUGGUCAUAUCGUUUUUGGGAGCAAGCCAUUUGUGCCCAUGGGUGUUUUUGGAUCAACUGUGCCUGUUAUUACCCUUGGAUCCAUAUCGAAAAGAUGGAUGGUUCCCGGUUGGCGACUCGGGUGGCUAGUAACAAGUGAUCCUACUGGUUUGCUUCAGAAAUGUGGGAUUGCUGAUUCCAUUAAAAGUGCUCUCAAUCCCGCCCCUUUCUCGCCAACCUUUAUUCAGGCCGCUGUUCCUGAAAUCCUUGAGAAAACAACAGAGGAGUUCUUUUCAAAAACUAUAAACAUUCUUAGAGCAGCUUCAGGCUUCUGUUACGAUAUACUGAAGGAGAUACCGUGCAUUACUUGCCCACAAAGGGCAGAAGGAGCCAUGUUUGUUUUGGUGAAGCUUAACCUUUCACUUCUUGAAGACAUCGAAGAUGACAUGGAGUUCUGUCUGAAGCUAGCUAAAGAGGAAUCUCUCGUCAUUUUACCAGGGGUGACUGUGGGACUAAAGAAUUGGCUCCGCAUAACAUUUUCAGUUGAACAAUCAUCUCUUGAAGAUGGUCUCGGAAGGUUAAGGUCCUUCUGUGGGAGACAUGCGAAGAAAGCAUAGCUUAGCAGGAUCAACUGCUGUUCAUCAGAAAAUUUACAUUACUUGUUUAUGUUGUUAAGAAAUUGAAAUAAACAUGUAUGAAACAUCGUCUGUAGCCUAAGAUAUGUGACUUCAUGGGCAACUAUUUCAAGUUCUUCUGAAUGAAUACCAUCAAUUUAUUUGUUAAA